Molecule: messenger RNA, 1310 nt
Organism: Onthophagus taurus
Lineage: Eukaryota; Metazoa; Arthropoda; Insecta; Coleoptera; Scarabaeidae
Product: alpha-tocopherol transfer protein-like
Cellular component (GO): membrane
Molecular function (GO): phosphatidylinositol bisphosphate binding
Source: RefSeq, a predicted model, not a curated record
AAUUUAUUAAUAACAUUUCUUAUUUAUUAUUGUUUUCCCUUAAUUUAAAUUUAAAACUAAUAAUUAUAUAACUGUUAUAUCAUUUCGGAAUUCUUCGCACGCGAAAUAUAUAAUUUUACAUCCUCAAGUUACUUAAUAACCCGGCCACAUUUAAAAGUGGUUAUUCAAUCAAAAAAAAAACUAAACGUAACACUUGGUGAAAGUAACCGGACACUCAGUAGCCAGCCGUAAGUUGACUGAAAAAGAUCUUUGGUGCGGUUUAAAUCGUUUAUUAGGAUGGAAUUGUUAUGUCCCCCCGAUAUUUUUCAAGAAGGCAAAAUACGCGAAGAAUUAGGCGAAGAUAAGGAUAGAUUAAUUAAUAAGUUAAAGUUAUUAAAAGAAUGGAUUCAAUUUAACAGUUAUUUACCUCAAGGAUAUGAUGAAACCAUCUUAACAACAUUCUUAAGGGGUUGCAAACAUGAUUUGGAAAAGACGAAAAAGAAAAUUCAAACGUAUUUCAUCGCAUGUUGUACUAAUUCGGAGUUUUUGGGAAAUCGAAUCGGUUCGUUAAAUGACGAUAUGAAAGCGACCGAGUUCAUUUCAGCUGUGAUGAUGCCCAGAUUAACACCUGAAGGAUAUAGAGUGAUUAUAAUUAAAUUAACUGAUUCGAACGUUGAUCGGUUUGAUCUGGUCAAAACGUACCGAUAUAUAAGCAGAAUUGCCGAUAUAAAAGUUCAUGAAGAUACGUUAAUAGCGGGAGAAGUGUUUGUAAUUGAUGCUUCUUUAGCAACAACCGAAAUUUUAGCAAAAUUUUUAUCGAACACUACAAAAAAAGCGAUUAGUUUAGCUUUGGAUAUGUAUCCGGUUCGUAUAAAAUCGAUUCACGUUAUUUCAAGUAUUCCCUUCAUUCAAAAUAUACUAAUCGUGUUAAAAACCGUGAUAAAGGAUAAAUUAAUUAAAAGGUUUUAUUUUCACAAGUCUGUGGAUAAGUUGUGCGACUUUGUGCCUUUGAAAUGUUUGCCCGGUGAUUACGGCGGACCUCAAAGGCCUCUAAAGGAGAUUAAUGAGGAUUGGAAAGGCAAAGUAGUAGGGUUUCGGGAAAAGUACCUACAGAUGGGAGGAGAAAUGCGAUUGAACGGACCCGUUCCGCAUGAAUUUAAAAAAGUUAGUGGUGACGUCGAAACUGAAUUUGGUGUUCAAGGGAGUUUUAGAAAGUUAAAUUUGGAUUAGAAUAUCAAAUCUUUUUUUAUAAGAUAAACAUAGAUUUUUUUUUAGAUUUUUUGUAGUUUAUAUUUAUUAAAUUUUCAACAUUAAAGCAGAUAUCACAUGUA